Molecule: messenger RNA, 2979 nt
Organism: Clarias gariepinus (North African catfish)
Lineage: Eukaryota; Metazoa; Chordata; Actinopteri; Siluriformes; Clariidae
Gene: oafb
Product: OAF homolog b (Drosophila)
Exons: 4
Coding region: 443-1270 (275 amino acids)
Source: RefSeq, a predicted model, not a curated record
ACUAGCUGAUACACAUACGUGUAUAUACUGAAUCGUUUUGUGCGCUCCUGCGCGCGUCGCUGCUGAAGUUUGGAGGAAGUGACGCCAUAGAGAAAAGUGUGAGAACUGAACCGGGGGCGGGGCUUAAGGGGGGGAAAGUUACUACUCUAAGACCAACAGAGAGUGGGGGGAGAAACCUACUCAGCAAUUUAGUUGGGGAUAAAAAUAAAUAAAAUAAAAAAUAAAAAUCAGUGUCGGACGCAGGAGAGAUAAUUAAAGAUAAGAAGUUUGGAAAAGACGGAACUUUUUUUUUUUUUUUAGAAGAUGCGUGAUUUUGUGCGCGCGCGUGUAAAUGACUUUUUGCGUUGUCCUGAGAUUGUUGCAGUUACUCCGGCGACAUGAUGCACUAUUGUUGUGUUAAACCACUCCGCAGCGACUUCCCCCAGUGUCCCCGUGUGUACUAAUGUCCCCGAGCCGUGUUUCAGCCUCCUCCUCCUCCUCCUCACUCCGGGUCUCUCUGCUGGUUCUGGCUCCGCUGCUCCUGUUGUUGCGGGUGUGUGUGUGUUCAGAGCUGAAGGUGCUGGUGCGGUUAAGCGACGGUCUGAUCACUGCGGAGACUUUAGAGUCGGACAGCGAGAGGGACAUCAUCAGUGUAGAGUUCAGGCACACGGACGGCGCUCUCAUCACCCUCCUGGCAGAUUUCAAACGGCAUGUGAAGAUUGUGCGGGCGCUGGUGCUGGGGGAACCAGAGCGGGGCCAGACGCACUACCAGGGCCUGUGUUUCAUCACCAGGCUAGAACAUGGGGAGAUUAUCCCGAGUGAGGCCAUGGUCCGAUUGAGACAGAAAAACCCUCACUUGGUGCGGACCGCCGAGGAGAAGCGUGGCCUGGAGCGCAUGAGCAUGAACAUGGUGGUGAAUCUGACCCUAUCCUGGCACCUCAGCUCCCACAUCCGCAGCAUGUGCCGCGACGCCCAUGAUUUCAUCUACACACGAGAACAGGACGUCAAAUACUGGCGAGAAAAAGGUGUGGAAGGCUCUGUGUUCAAGGCGUUCCCCGUGAACGCAGAGAGCGCAGACAUGGCAAAUUGCAGCGCUACUACCGAUCCGUGGCAGCCGUGCUUGUGCAGCUACACAAUGAGGCUGGAGUGGUACCCGUGCAUGCUGAAGUACUGCCGCGGGCACGGGCCGAGCCCGUACAAGUGCGGGAUCAGGAGCUGCAGCAAGGCUUACCGCUUCGACUUCUACACGUCACGCAAGCAGCUGUGCAUGUGGGACGAGGAGAACGUAUAACGAAUACUAGCGUUACACUAAAGGUUCAGCCUCUGUGUGAAAAAGUUAAGUGAUGAGGUGCCUUCGAAUAGGUCCUAAGAGUUCUGAAGUGUUACUUUAACGUUGUUGCUCUAUAUUUUCGUUGUGAUAUAUUUUUAGAUUCCAGGAUCGUCAGGUUUGCCUUAAGGGACAAGUCACUGUGUUUUUAUUUCUGCUGUCACUACAGUGUAGACUCAGGGCAGAAAGUCACCUCAAAGGUUCAGUUUUUCCCCUGGGAAAAAGGUGUUUGAUUGGAUUCUACAUGAAUUCAUUGCUGGAACUGUAAAUGUCACAUAAUAUGUGUUAACAUUAGUCACUUUCUGUGUCUGUAAUGUAAUGGGAAGAAGCUGUGUAGUAGACUUUAUCGUCGGUUCAUGGUAGUUAUUUUUAUUUUGUUGUUACUUAUGGUAUUAGUGUUAAACACUCAUUGGCCACUGGAUAACAUGGACACCUGCAAAUUUAUGCAGGUAUCCAGUCAGAUGCAUGGUGCAUAAAAUCUAGUCAUAGUGCUGAUACAGGUCAAGAGCUUCAUGUUAAACAUUAUUAUAAGCAGUGGAAAUGAGAUCUCCACUACAGUGACCAUGACAUGGUUGCUGCUGGUUUGGGAAAUUACAGGAACUGUUGAUUAAUAAUUUAAAAAAGCAUUCUUUACAACCAUGGUGAGGAGUAAAACAUCUCCAAACACAAACAAUAUUAACAGCAGAAGACCACAUCAGUGUCUCAGUCUUGUUAGCUUAUUGACCCAACUGGACUCUCUUUUUGUUGUUGUUUUUUAACCGACCACAUGGUAAAGCUCUUGCCUUGUUUCUGCAUUAGGAUAUCUGUUGUAGUCUCCCACAUGAUGGGCCGAUCAGAUGUUCCUAUUAAAGUGGUCAGUGAAUGUAAUGUAUAUUAUAUGAUUAUCUGAAAGUGUCUUAAAUAUUCAACUGUAGUAAAUAUCAGGUGAUGAUAUAUAUAAUUUUUUUUUUUUGUAGACCAGAAGUGUUGCUACAUUUUAAAGUUUCUUACACAUAAGCUCUACACUAAACUGCGAGUGUUAGAAACUCGCAACUCUGUUUUAACGAACGGUACUUUUUUUUAAUCUCGAGGUUUAGCCAUGAGAUGUGUUCAGUCUUACGAACCAGACACAAGCUAUGCUGGCAGCUAAGGCGCGAUUCUGUGUUGUCUAUUUAUUGCUAAUAUAUUCAAGUGAUGCCAAAUGUGCUGCUCACACUCACCAUAACCCUGACUAAUUAUCUCAUUUCCAUUUCAAUAACCUCAUUACUAUGAACGCGUACACUACGGCGGACAGACGAACCUUUCACACAAUGCAAUAUUGUUAUCGUGUUUGGGACUUUUUAGGAAUUUAUUUUCCUAGUGGAUUGCACCCUCAUAUGGCACUCUUUCAUGAUUUUGAACUGUGUUAAAUAUUUUCAUAUAUAUUAAAAGGUUGUGUUUACAUGUUUUAUGCACACUUUAGUCUAAAGUUGGUGGCUUGUGAUCUGCAAAUGUAUAUGCUCAGGUUUCUCUUCCUUGCUGGAUAUAAUGACUUAUACUGACACUUACAGUCUUACAGUGUUGUGGAUUUGAUAUUUAAAGCGUGUUCCAGGUUUUGGCUUUUCUUUUGACAUGAGCCAAAUCUGAAGAUGAUUAAACAGCAUGAAUAACUAUUUGCAUAUGCUAGUUUAAAUAAAGAUUGAAGUAUUUCUGAA